This is a messenger RNA of Clupea harengus (Atlantic herring), 3639 nucleotides long. RefSeq names its product transcription factor Sox-9-like. Gene Ontology annotation, biological process: heart development; negative regulation of transcription by RNA polymerase II; morphogenesis of an epithelium. The record is from RefSeq and is a predicted model, not a curated record. Gene Ontology annotation, cellular component: nucleus. NCBI's taxonomy places the organism in Eukaryota, Metazoa, Chordata, Actinopteri, Clupeiformes, Clupeidae. Gene Ontology annotation, molecular function: DNA-binding transcription factor activity, RNA polymerase II-specific; RNA polymerase II cis-regulatory region sequence-specific DNA binding.
GUGCCCUUCGCGCUACGAGUUUAUCACUCCUUCUGGCAACUAAGACAUGAAGACAGCAAUGACAGUCACUUUAGAGCAAAUAUAUUGAUCUGACAGCUCAGCUACAUGGCCAUUGAUAUAUCCGCAAAACACAUCGUUGGUUUUCAGUCGCACGGAAAAGGACUUUGAAGAAACGUCGCUUGAAAGGGAUCUCAAAAAGAUUUUUUUUUUGCUUUUUUAAAACUUUUAACUGGAUUGAUUGAAACUCUGCGGCUACAGACCCGUUCCGAGGUGCCAGCAAAAAGCUUCUCGCAGGUUCCUUGCAGAGGAUUUUAGAAUUUGUAUUUAUUUUUCCGUUGGCGUAUUCGCAUGAAUCUACUCGACCCGUACCUUAACAUGACAGACGAACAGGAGAAGUGUCUCUCUGACGCCCCAAGUCCGAGCAUGUCCGUGGACUCCGCAGGCUCCCCUUGCCCAUCAGGAUCGAGUUCUGACACCGAAAACACAAGACCAUCCGAGAACCACAUUCUGGGGCCGGAUGGGUCUCUCAGAGAAUUUCCGAAAGAGGAGGAGGAGAAAUUCCCUGUCUGUAUCCGAGAUGCCGUCUCGCAGGUGUUGAAAGGCUACGACUGGACAUUGGUGCCCAUGCCAGUUCGAGUGAACGGCUCCAGCAAGUCUAAGCCCCACGUUAAGAGACCCAUGAACGCGUUUAUGGUGUGGGCGCAAGCUGCUCGCAGGAAGCUAGCUGACCAGUAUCCGCACCUCCACAACGCCGAAUUGAGCAAGACGCUGGGCAAACUUUGGAGGCUGCUCAACGAACUAGAGAAACGCCCUUUUGUGGAAGAAGCUGAGCGACUGAGGGUUCAACACAAGAAAGAUCACCCCGACUACAAGUACCAACCGCGCAGACGUAAGUCUGUGAAGAACGGCCAGAGCGAGUCCGAGGACGGCGAGCAGACUCACAUCUCUCCCACUGCCAUCUUCAAAGCGCUACAAGCCGACUCCCCCGCCUCCAGCAUAGGCGAAGUGCAUUCUCCUAGCGAUCAUUCGGGUCAGUCUCAGGGCCCACCCACGCCUCCUACCACCCCUAAGACAGACCAGCCCUCCUCUAAAGGUGAGCUGAAGCGAGAGAGUCGCCCCAUAAACGAGGCAUCUGCCCGCCAGCACAACAUUUUCGGGGAUGUGGACAUUGGUCUGCUCAACAGCGACAUCAUCCCUAACAUCGACUUUGACGUCGAAGAGUUCAACCAGUACCUGCCGUCCCACAGCCAAGCGGGCAUGGCCAUGGCUAACGGCAGCUCCCAGAGUUACGGCUACGGUCCAUCAGGCGCCCAGGUCGUGUCAGGCAGCGGUGGGCAGAGCUGGCUGGCCAAGCAGCAGGCAGGGCAGCAGGGCCAAACGGGCCACUCCCUCACCACACUGUCCAGUGCGUCAGAGCAGCGUCCGGCUCAGAUCAAGACAGAGCAGAUGAGCCCCGGCCACUACAGUGACCAGCAGGGCUCCCCUCCACAGCCGGGGGCCUACGGCUCCUUCAGCCUCCAGCACUACACCGCUGCCGCUGCCGCCGCCGCGGGCUACCCAACCAUCUCCCGUGCCCAGUACGACUACUCCGACCACCAGGGCGGCGCCAGCUCCUACUACAGCCACACGGCUGCCGGAGGCCAGGGCUCCGGCCUCUACCCCGGCUUCAGCUACAUGAACCCCAGCCAGAGGCCACUCUACACUCCCAUCGCCGACACCACCGGAGUGCCCUCCGUUCCCCAGACACAGCAGUGGGAGCAGCAGCCCGUCUACACCCAGCUCUCCCGGCCCUGAGAAAGAGGACGCAGAGAGAGAGAGAGAGAGAGAGAGAGAGAUAGAGAAAAAUAGAGAGAGAAAGAAUGAGAGAGCUCACCGCACAAGCUGAACUUCAGCACUCACCUCAGCCAGAGAGACACUCUCACAGACAAGCAAGCCGAAAACAAAAACAGACAUUCGAAAGAAAGCAAACAAUAAGGUGUUUUGAAAAAAAAAGUACUGAACACAAUGAAAUGGCUCCCAAUUGUGCCUUCCUUAACGAGCGGAGUUGUUGUUAUAUAUUUUUUUUAGAUAUAACGAAAAGAAACUCAUCUGACUUUGUUAUUUUUAAAAAGAAAAUCCUCUGUGAGGACAUAUUUCAUGAUAAAUAUUUAGUAUGUACUGUGUAUGUGUCAUGAUCUUAUAUAUUUUUUUUUUGUCGUUGUUUCAGCAGUUUGUUGUUUUUCUACUUUAACACAGAGGGGAAAAGCCGCCGUAAGUGGAAUCCUCUUUGGCCCUUUUUUCUCACUUAGGUAAAGACUGGAGGAAACAAAAGACUCCACCUGUCAACUCCAGCUGUAGAUUGGGCCUUUAAAAUGGCCCCAGCAGCAGGUCCAUCAGUCUAUACUGAACUGUAUGUUCUGGAAAUUGGGUUGUACAAUCUCGAAGCAAUUCCUAGCAUCUUACAAUGUCAUUUUUUAAAAGUGUUUCUUAGAGCAGUGGAUGAGCCGUGUUUAUUUAAGUGUCAUUUUCCAAUAUUUGGUUUGGGUCCUUACGGAGGCACAAUUCCUGUGCCAGCACACACGUGCUUUGGCUCUGUGUAUAUAUUUGAUUGAUUCUUAUAGAGCAAAGUUAAUGUCAGUUUGCCAAUGGCAAUUUGCUGUGAUGUAACGGCAGAGAGAGAGAGAGAGAGAGAGAGAGAGGUGGCUCUACUUCUAGUGCCCAGUGCAGCACCAUAGCAGACACCACCAGCCUAACCAGCAUGCCACAGUGCCAUGGAGUUUUGCCCAAACUCCAUUUGUCUCUGCAUUUUUGGAGAGAGAGGGGGAGAGCAUUGCCUUGAUGCCACGUGUGCCUGCUCAGCCAACAUGCGCACACACACACACACACACACACACACACACACACACACACACACACACACAGAGAGAGAGACAUACACACACAUAUCUACACACAUGUGCACACAAUCCGAGCCUCAAGUGUGUGCACAGCCCAGACCCGCCUCUCACUUCCUUUCUUAAGGAGCCACAGGAAGUGACCCUUGACCCCUCUGUUAGGCUCAGUGGAGUUCCUUACUUCCUUACUGCCAGUCUUAACAUCUUUAAUUUAUUCAUUAGUAUUAAUUUUAUUUGAAAAGAAUUAAUAACUAUUUUUGCCUUCCUAUCUUUUAAUUCUUAUCCGUAUAACUAACCAAGAUGUAAAACAAGUUUGCAGCAGUUUUUUUCUGUUAAAUUGUGGUACGAACUUUGAAAACCAUCUCCUUUAUUUAUCAUUUGUAAAUGAUUCCAUUUAAAAUAUUUUCUAAUUGAUUAUCUAGCUGUGUACAGAUUCUUCUAAUUGUUAUAAAAACUUGAUCAAAAGAGAGACAAAAAACUGGAAGUUGUUAUUUUUCAUUCUAACCAGAGUUAAAGACUGUUGGAAACAGGGGCAGAGUUGAACAUUUGAAACGGUUAUAUUCUUUGUAAUAUCACCAGAAUGCUUUUAUUCGUAUAUUUUUUCAAAGAGGUGUUGUUCCUUUCCUUAUUCCAUAUUCUAGAAUUCAUGUUGACAUCUUUUAAUCCAGCUGAGUCUAUGUUUCCUAGGUACGAACAUACCAAUGUCUUAAAGAAGCUUAUCUUUUGUAUUAUAUUGUUUGCAAUAAAAAGAAAAGAUAUAAAAAUA